AUGACCAAGAUCCCCGUCUACAACGUCAACAACAACUGCGCCACCGGCAGCACCGGCCUGGCCAUGGCGCGCUCCCUCGUCGCCGCCGGCGCCGCCGACUGCGUCAUGGUCGUCGGCUUCGAGAAGAUGAUGCGCGGCAGCCUGCAGAGCCACUACAACGACCGCGAGAACCCGACGGGCACCACCGUCGCCAUGAUGGCCGAGACGCGCGGCAUUGAGACGGCCCCCGGCGCCGCCCAGAUGUUUGGCAACGCCGGCCGCGAGUACAUGGAGCGCCACGGCGCCGUGCCCGACGACUUUGCCGAGAUUGCGCGCAUCAACCACGCCCACUCGCCCAACAACCCCUACUCGCAGUUCCAGCACGUCUACUCGCUCGACGAGAUCAAGGACGCGCCCACCAUCUUCGCGCCCCUCACCAAGCUGCAGUGCUGCCCGACGUCCGACGGCGGCGCCGCCGCCAUCCUCGUCUCCCAGGCCUUCCUCGACGCCCGCCCGCACCUGCGCGCCCAGGCCGUCGAGAUCGCCGGCCAGUGCCUCGCCACCGACGCGCCCAGCCUCUUCUCCCGCAGCGCCAUCGACCUCAUGGGCUACGAGAUGACGCAGCACGCCGUCGGCGUCGCCAUGGCCGAGGCCGGCAUCGCCCCGCCCGACGUCCAGGUCGUCGAGCUGCACGACUGCUUCAGCGCAAACCAGAUGGUCGCCAUCGAUGCCCUCGGCCUCUGCGAAAAGGGCAAGGCCCACGAGCUCGUCCGCCGCGGCGACAUCACCUACGGCGGCCGCUACCUCGUCAACCCCUCGGGCGGCCUCAUCUCAAAAGGCCACCCGCUCGGCGCCACCGGCAUCGCCCAGUGUGCCGAGCUCGUCUGGCACCUGCGCGGCUGGGCCAACAACCGCGCCGUCCCCCGCACCCGCCACUGCCUGCAGCACAACCUCGGCCUCGGCGGCGCCGUUGUCGUCACCGUCUACCGUCGCGCAGACGGCCAAGAGGCCCCCGUCGUCGACUCCGAGACCGUCGGCCGCCAGAACGGCCUCGGCUACAACCCUGCCGUCGAGGCAAAAGGCUUCACCGCCAGCCAGGCUAACUCGGUCCGCAGCCAGCGGGCUCCCAGCGAUUGGGCGUUGCAGGACACGCUGGAAAAGGUCCAGGCCAAGUUUUGA
Molecule: messenger RNA, 1158 nt
Organism: Hirsutella rhossiliensis
Lineage: Eukaryota; Fungi; Ascomycota; Sordariomycetes; Hypocreales; Ophiocordycipitaceae
Exons: 1
Coding region: 1-1158 (385 amino acids)
Molecular function (GO): acyltransferase activity, transferring groups other than amino-acyl groups
Source: RefSeq, a predicted model, not a curated record